ACGCAAUCUGGCCAGCGAGGCGGGGAGAGAGUCGAUACUCGUUAGAAAUUAUUGAGACGGCAGGUUUUUCCAUGAUCAUAUCACGCCUAAUGCAUCUAGACUGAUGAACGACAAAAAUUUACUGAUGCGAACUUCUGAAUUGAUGUAAGUGUGGCAAGAACUUAUCUCGAGAAUGGCAUCGAAAACUAACUACCCGAAAUCACAAACACCUGUACGAGCUUUUGACUUGAUUUCAGGUGACAACACUCAACCCUGUGACCUGUCAAUCGAGGCAGAACCCUCACCGGUCACCAAUGACAAUCACAUAUGCCUAUUUCGGCGACAAAGGCCGCUGGAUAGUGGUAUAUCUAGCAUGCACGCCUCGUUACGGCAGGUUCACCACUCGCUCGCGUCUGUCCUCCGAACAUGACUGUAGUCUCAAAUGAUCCCAGUUGGUGGCGGGUAAUCAAUUUUAAUAUUGUUUUCAGCUAUUUUGCAGUUGCCUCCUGUGCUGCGGUGAUAUAUGAUUGGGCACUCACAUUCGGACAAGAGUUUGAACUGGUCUGGAGGCAACGAUGGUCCCUCGUGACUCUUCUGUAUCUCGGUGUGCGCUACCUUGGAAUAUCAUACACCGUCAUUUUCAUGCUGCAAAGUCUUCCGACAGCCCCGGCGACAGAUGUAGUAAGCAACGUCAUGUACUCUGCACUAACUUGGAUGACUGUGGUCACAAAUGCGAUGCUGGGCGUCAUCAUUAUCACUCGGUUACAUGUAAUGUAUCAGCAAUCCAGAAAGAUACUUGUCUUUCUCGUUGUAAUCCUCCUGGUUGUCACAAUCACCUGCGGAGUGAUCGCCGUAAUAGGAAGCAGACAUACUGUAGGGGAGGAAACGAUCUUUUCCGGCACCUAUCAGUGCACUUACCACUAUGAGGGAGACACCAGACUUUUGUAUUCUAUGGCUUGGACUCUCUAUACUGUAUGGGAGGUCCUCGCACUAUGUCUUGCAGUUUGGAUUGUUGUAAAACACUUCCGUGCACUGCACCGCCAAUUGCCUGGAUGGACCAUGGUGGACUGUUUCACGGUGUUGAUAAAAACUCACAUGGUUUACUUUGCUAGCUUUAUUGCUGUUUCUUGCUUCCAACUCGGGGUCCUCUCUCCAGGAAUCAUGAGCUCAUCUUCUGUGGGAGUUGAUAUCUAUGGUGGAAUACUUGAAUUUGUCUCAAUCGCACAAAUGUUUGUGCUGGGACCACGCCUGAUCCUUAGCAUUCGAGAAUUUAGCGCUGAGCUCGUAGCCGACUCCGAUGCAGGAAUCGAAAUGGCUACGAUUAUUUUCGAGGAGCCCGGCGAUGUGCCAACUGACGGUGAUGUGUAGCUUUGAAAUGCUCCAAGCAAGUAACAUUUGUCGGGCACUGUCGAGGAUAGGAAAAUAUGAUCGAAUUUUUGUCAUGUACUCAUUUGGUGUUCCGAAGUAGAUUUGACAAGUUGUUAACAAACCCGUAUCAUGUUUCAUCACUACUGGAACUGGCUGCCCAGUUGCACUUGCACGAAGCUGAAAACAUGCGUUGCCCAUCC
Molecule: messenger RNA, 1547 nt
Organism: Suillus paluster
Lineage: Eukaryota; Fungi; Basidiomycota; Agaricomycetes; Boletales; Suillaceae
Exons: 13
Coding region: 406-1347 (313 amino acids)
Source: RefSeq, a predicted model, not a curated record